AUGGGAGCUAGACUUUCUACGCGCUGCGGUCGGUCGCAGGUCAAAGACCGCAAGGUGUCGAUUUUUGAGCUCCUCCUGCAACUCUCCAAGGUUGGGGUUACGAAGGAUAGCGAGGACGAAGUAGGCCGCCUUUUCCAGCAAUUAUUCGACAUACCUAUCGAAGAUAUACCGUACGAGACGAUUGAAGUUUAUUUCCAAAACUUUGUGCUUCACAAUCUGCUGAGCGCCAACCUGAGCCAUGGCCAAAUAUGUCGAUACUGGGAAUGCUAUGCAGCUCUGCUGGAAUAUAUCGUCAAGCGUGAGUCAGUUGCGGCGGAUGAGUACGACGCAGAUCGCUCUGGCUCGGUAAGCUUGCAGAAUGACUUCGAAAUAACCAUACAGACAUCAACAAACACAACCACCUCACUAGGCAGCAAUACAAAAAAUGAAGUGUCAAUUUUAAGAGCUUCACCUUUUACCCGAAAUGGUGAAGGAAGAGACUAUGAACCUAACUGCUCAAAGGAUUCCGAAUUCGAAACCCUUGCUGGUAAAGAGGAAACGCACAACCCUGUAGGAGGGUCUCCUUCAGCGGCGAACGGCAUUUGCAACACAUAUGAGAGCCUGUUACGUGGCAAAUGUGAUGUAGUGCGUUGUUUAACGCCCUUCGUCAUAUCUAAGAUCUUCAUCAGGUGCCUAGUAGCUUCGGUGAACGCAGUAGAGCUCCUCUUUCACAUGGAGUACCUCCCCUACUAUUUGGAAUGGAGCUCGCAAGCCAUAUUUAAAUUGAACGCCCAAGAUGUAACGGAUAUUUCGGUGACGAGUCAACGUCAAAACGUUGUACAUGGCGAUGACGAUGCUGAAAAUCUUUCAGGGCAAGACCAACCGCAACCCGGAUUAGAAAAAGAAAAUAGCAACCCCAGUGUGGAAGCUACUGCAGAAGAAUGUAAUUAUAUUGGCACUGCGGUUGAAGAGGAGGAUGUUGAUGGCACAAGCAGCGAGGUUGCGCCAUGUCCGUGUCCCUCGACCGUCACCUCGUCGCAGAUCUAUGAAGAGAAUUCUGAAAUUAUUCGGACCCUUAGAUUGCGCAUGAGCACGGAAAAGGAACCAAUCAAUGUUCCGGUGAAUGUCGAUGGGUCUUUGGAAUCUAUCAAUAACGCCAUUAUGGAAGAAGCCCUUAAUGCAUGGUCCGACUGUACCACACACGCUUUACGCCGGGGAUUCUGCUUUAUAGAUCACAGAAUGCGCAUAUUCUCCCUAACGUGCGUCGUUGAAUUGCUGAAACGUGCGCAAGGGGCUGCGGAAUUCAUGGCAUUGCCAUUUUGCAGUGUUGCUUAUGGGGGAUCAGGACGUGCGUCACACUUACAAAGGCUAUUAGUUGCCUUACAUGCCUACAUUACAACGGAUAUAACGCCGUCGUCGACUUCGCAUGCAACUUUUAUUAAGGCAUCGCAAUCCAUGGCAACCGAUGUGUUGGUCAUUUUGCUGUCUAGCAUCGUUAUGGCGCCGUACGUAAACACGUGCAUUGACAAACGGAGAACGGCGGAAAUUUCACCCAUGUUUACAUGUAUAAAGAAUGUUCCCAAGACUGUAAGGUCAGUAGCGCCAUUCUAUUACAUUCAUGUGGAGUGCGUACGUUCGCAACUUUUUGUAAACGUGCCGUCUGAUCUGCCCCCCAAUGCAAUAGAACCCGUUGUUGAUUAUUUCUUGAAAAGGGACGCUCCUAUGAUAUACGCAUCUAUGGAUUCGCUUAGGGAUGCAAUUGGAUCCAGGGGGGUGGAAGAUAUGGCAUGGUGUUUGAUCCGUCUUCUAUCAACUUCACCGCAGAACGCAUGGAAGAGGCACCUCAACGUGCUGCGUGACAACGUUACAUUGUUAAUGUUGAUUAUGAUUGGUGCAGGCAAAGAAUAUGUGUUUUUAAGCAAAACCGAGGAAAUGGCUGAGCGUUUUAAAACGUUUGAGUACAGUACCGGAACGUUAAGUCUCACUGGAUCAAGCCACACUGAUGAAUUCAUAGAAGAAACGGAAGCCAAUAUUUCCCAGCCGACGGCUAUUCCUCAUAAAUCACUAAAUAAUAUACAUCAUUCAUUAUUGUUCAGCGAACAAUUGCCUCAGGGGUUGAUGGUCGCCAUGGCCAAGGCACUGGAUAAUUUAAGUCCGUCCAUGACGUGUAGCAACGAACUCUGGCUCAUACUCAUCGAUAUGUUGUCGUGCGACAAAACUUUUGCUUUAACAUUCUAUCUGAAACCUGGGUCAUUCAUCAGGGAAGUUAUGAGCACCAUCAAGAAACAUUCGGCUAUGAAAAAGGAGGCCAUCAGAGGCAAGACAUCCGGACACGCCCAUGAAAAGUGCCCACAUCAUUUGGUAUCCAGAUCCCCCCUUAUCAGGACUUUGGUUAAUAUCCUGGUUCACUACAUCAUUCAUAAAAAGGUAUUGGUUUCAUCAAAUGACCCAAAAUCAGACUCAGGAAAAUUAUGUUGA
Babesia bigemina is the source of this 2457-nucleotide messenger RNA. RefSeq lists its product as hypothetical. NCBI's taxonomy places the organism in Eukaryota, Apicomplexa, Aconoidasida, Piroplasmida, Babesiidae. Bases 1 to 2457 code for a protein of 818 amino acids. The transcript has a single exon. The record is from RefSeq and is a predicted model, not a curated record.